Petromyzon marinus (sea lamprey) is the source of this 1109-nucleotide messenger RNA. It is a transcript of the gene TATDN1, whose product is annotated as TatD DNase domain containing 1. The record is from RefSeq and is a predicted model, not a curated record. Lineage: Eukaryota; Metazoa; Chordata; Hyperoartia; Petromyzontiformes; Petromyzontidae. Gene Ontology annotation, molecular function: 3'-5'-DNA exonuclease activity. Gene Ontology annotation, cellular component: cytosol.
GAUGUGACGUCAUGUCACCGGGCGUUCCUUCAGCUCGGAAUUACGUCACGCGAGUGGAAGUGUGGCGAGGCUUCCUUUCUCGCAAUGGCGGCCAUUCGCAGCGCGGCGCUGAGAUUCGUGGAUAUUGGGGUGAACCUAACAGACCCCAUGUUCAGAGGCAUCUACAAAGGCCAGCAGAAACACAAAGACGACUUUGACGAUGUCAUCCGCAGAGCGGUGGAUGCAGGCGUUGAGAAGUUCAUCAUCACGGGAGGCAGUUUGAGCGACAGUGAGGAGGCGCUGGCGCUGGCUCACACCUCAGAUCGCUUCCUCUGCACCGUGGGCUGCCACCCGACUCGCUGCGCCGAGUUCGAGGCAGAGUCUGAGACCUACGGAGAGCGCCUCCUGGCGCUGGCACGGAGCGGAGCCCCCAAGGUGACGGCGGUCGGGGAGUGUGGGCUGGACUACGACCGGCUCCAGUUUUGUGCCAAAGAGACGCAGCUCAAGUUCUUUGAGAAGCAGUUUGAGGUGGCAGAGGAAACUCGGCUCCCCAUGUUCCUGCACUGCAGGAACUCACACAGCGACUUCCUCGACAUCGUGAGGAGGAACAGGGAUCGCUUCACGGGUGGCGUGGUCCACUCGUUUGAUGGGAGCAAGGAAGAGGCAGCGGCUAUCGUGGAGCAGGGCCUGUUCAUCGGCAUCAAUGGCUGUUCACUGAAGACGCGCGAGAAUCUGGACGCCAUCAAAAGCAUCCCGGCUGAGCGCCUUCUCAUAGAGACAGAUGCGCCGUGGUGCUCCGUGCGCCCCCUCCACGCUGGGUUCCCCUUCGUCUCCACUCACUUCCCCUGCAGCAAGAAGUGGGAGGAGGGGAGGGCGCUGAAAGGGAGACACGAGCCCUGCUUCAUCGUUCAAGUGCUAGAAAUCAUCGCAGCCGUUCGCGACGAGGAUCCAUCAGAGCUUGCAGCAACGAUCUACAACAACUCCACUCAGCUGUUCCGUCUCUAGCCUCAUGAAUAUCCAUCUACAGCAACUCCGCUCAACUCUUCCAUCUCCUCCUCGCUCCAUCUCCCCCUCGCUCCAUCUCCCCCUCGCUCCAUCUCCCCCUCGCUCCAUCUCCCCCUCACCCAUCU